Zea mays is the source of this 552-nucleotide messenger RNA. RefSeq lists its product as uncharacterized. NCBI's taxonomy places the organism in Eukaryota, Viridiplantae, Streptophyta, Magnoliopsida, Poales, Poaceae. The record is from RefSeq and is marked validated. Gene Ontology annotation, molecular function: serine-type endopeptidase inhibitor activity. Gene Ontology annotation, biological process: response to wounding. The transcript is spliced from 2 exons. The coding region runs from base 112 to 333 and encodes 73 amino acids.
CUCUAGCUGGCUGAACGGGUCUACAAAUAUACACUACUACUCCACUAAUGUCACAUAUCCACAACCAGGUGAUCUCAAGUAAUUAACAGAAAAUAUAUUCCAUCAUUGAAAAUGAGUUCCGUUGUUUUGGGUGCUACUGGUAGGGAGAAUAAGACAUCAUGGCCUGAGGUGGUGGGCAUGUCCAUCAAGGAGGCAAGAGAGAUCAUUCUUAAAGACAUGCCCAACGCUAACAUUCAAGUUCUACCGGUUGGCUCGCUUGUGACCCAAGACUUUCGCCCUGAUCGUGUUCGCAUCUUCGUUGAUAUUGUUGCCCAGACUCCAACAGUUGGCUGACAAGGAUAUGCCUUAUCUAUAGGCCAAAUAAACAAAGCCUACUUUUAUGUAUCAUGGCUAAUAAAUCCUACAUUUCUUGGUUAUCCUUGAUUGGUUUAGCUUAUUAGCUAUAUCGCCAUCAAAAGGGGCCCCAAGAAAUUACAUGUAUGUCUAUCAUAAAAAUCUCAUCCCGAUGGAAUAUAUAAUAAAUAAAUAAUGAUAUAUGCAAUCGUAACUAUG